Molecule: messenger RNA, 839 nt
Organism: Plasmodium vivax (malaria parasite P. vivax)
Lineage: Eukaryota; Apicomplexa; Aconoidasida; Haemosporida; Plasmodiidae
Product: variable surface protein Vir12, truncated, putative
Exons: 1
Source: RefSeq, a predicted model, not a curated record
AAAUUUGCCAAAGGGUCCUGAACUCCUACCUCCAAAAGGUGCAGUGCCCAUAGAUCAAGGAUCUAAGGGUCCGGCAGAACCUGCACGUCCUGAUGAAUCCGUAAAGAAACCUGAGGGCGCUGAGAGCCCAGCGGCACAAAAGGGAUCUCGCUCAUCUUUUGGCUCAUUUAACUUUUGGGGCUUAUUACCUGGUACAUCUGAAAAAGCAAAGCAAGUAAUCACUAAAGAGCAAAAAGGAGUGAGUCCAGCUGGAUCCCCUAGUAAAACAAAAGUUUCAGAGGCGCCUGCGGCACCUGUUACGACAGUAUCUGUUGCUACAAGACUCGUUACGACACCACCAACAUCUGUUACGACAACACCAACACCAGUUACGACAACAACAACACCCGUUACGACAGCAUCUGUCAUGACGACAUCCGUUUUGUCAACACCCGUUAUGUCAACAUCUGUUAUGACAUCAUCUGAUAGGCGAGCACCUCUUAUGAGAGCACCAGCUCCAAAAGAUGUAGUUAAACCAGAUGAGACAGAAGCUGAAGAAGAAGCAGCAGAAUGUCCAGAUGGGAGAUCGGGUGACCUCUCAACCUGCGUGAACGCGUUAGAACAAACAAAAAGUGAUGAAACAGUGCAUCAUGAAGUAACGGUGCAUCCUGAACUAACGGAUAUUACUACUGUAACGGAGAGCUUAAAUGAACAGUACUUAGACUAUCCCAUUCAUGUAGAAGAAAAGAAUAACACAUUUACCUACAACCCUGAAAACAUUAUGAUAACAUCUGCUAUAAUGUUUGGAGCGUUUUAUGUAUUUUACCUUUACUAUAAUGUAAACACUAUUAUUAGUUGAA